Vitrella brassicaformis is the source of this 810-nucleotide messenger RNA. The record is from the annotation of a GenBank genome assembly. NCBI's taxonomy places the organism in Eukaryota, Vitrellaceae.
CGAGGAGAGAAGGGCUCCGAGUUGAGCUCCGCAUCGCCUCGUUCGCGCCGCCAUUGCUGGAUCUGGAAAGGAGACGCUGCUUCAUACAUUCUACGGUAAGGCAUGCAGGGAACCAUGCAUAUGCAGGCAGGGGGAUGCAAACAAACUGUGUGUAUCACUCACUCACAUCAACGGCUCUGUGCGUCGGUCCUUCAGGUCUGCGUGGCGCGUCUGUGAGUGAAUUGUCGGGCCUUACGCUGCGCUGUGCAUCCGGCUUCCCGAUAUGCUCCGAUAUGCCGGCCGGUGCUGCGAUGCCGUCAUUGACGCGCACAACAAACUCGCUGACACAUCCUUCCCAUGGUGAGUGAGGCAAUGGAUGGAUGACGCACUUGGAUCCAUCUGUGUGUGUGCAGGUUCCCCUUUCUGUGCUUUCGUCCGUCUUCUCCUGCGGAGCCGAUCAAGUUGAUUACCACGGUGCUGAUGGCGCCGUGCUUCGCACUCCUGUUCAACGCACUCAUGACCCUUUACAGGUGCGUCCAGACACACACACACACACACACACAGAGAGAGAGAGAGAUGAGUGUGUGUGGAUGGAUGGAUGGAUGGCAUGACAUGCAGUGUGUUUCUGUAUCGGCAUCCCUUCUCUCUCGAGUCAACGGCCAUCGCGUACCUCUAUUGGUGUUUGGGCUUUCUGGUGUGGUUCAACAUAUGCACGCGGCCGCUGUGGAACAUCAGGGCGUACCGCUUACUGAGGGGGGACAGCGGCGGGGAGCUGCUGGAAGAACAGCAGCAAGUGGAUGACGAACGGGCAUGAGUCAUGCGAUGCGUGUG